This is a messenger RNA of Plectropomus leopardus (leopard coralgrouper), 1943 nucleotides long. Lineage: Eukaryota; Metazoa; Chordata; Actinopteri; Perciformes; Serranidae. The record is from RefSeq and is a predicted model, not a curated record.
CAUCUACACAACUUCAGGAUCGUUCUGCACCAAGAUGCCAGAGCGCCGCUGUGUACUGGUUGUUUGUCGCUCUAUCCGGAGCACCGGAGGCUCCUUCUGAUUGGCUGCACGGAGACGAACUCUUUCAGCCCACCCACCGCUGAUUAUAGGGACUCUUGCAGACUCUCUUUCCUUCCUUGCAUUGAGUCUGGGACCUGGCCCUGGGGCUGAACGGCACACACAGAGCGCGCAUCAUGGCAGCUACCCACAGCGAGUACAGAGGCUACCUGCGGAACACCGUCGACAUCGAGGCGGCGCAGCACCGCUUCCACCCGGCGCACAGCUCGGAGCCCACUUACCGGCCGCUCCUAUUCGGGACCCUCGCUGUUAUGGGAUUGCUUCAGGUGGCGUCCAGCGUGGCGAUCUUAUUACACCUGACGGGUUAUCUGCAAGAGGUAGAUUUGUCCACAGCCCCACAUCGGCCCAUAGAGGAAGUGCAGACGGAGCCCGUGCUGAACGCUCUGAGAGACACGAGGAAAACCGGUGACCGGAGACGGUGCAAAACUUCAAAAGAUAGUCUGCCGUCAGCUCAUCUACCAAUCGAAAGGCACCAGGCGUACUCUAAAAAGGGAAAACCAAACGCCAUCACCAUUGACUGGGACGAGGUGCACGGAUACAGCCACAAAAUGGGCUACCAGAAGGGCAAACUGCUGGUGAUGGAGUCAGGUUUCUACUAUAUUUACGCCAAGACCUGCUUCCGCUACUACAAGGACGGACCGGUGGACAGCAGUCAGACGGAGGUCCCGCAGGUGGACGUUAGCAACACCCAGCUCAUCCAGUACGUCUACCACGAGAGCAUCAAACAGAACAGCAAGUCUGUGAUGCUGAUGAAGACGGGCAGCACCAUGCGCUGGAACGACACCAGCUAUAACAUGUACUGCGCCCAGCAGGGCCGAGGAGUCCGGCUGGACGAGGGGGACGCCUUGUAUGUCAACGUGUCCAACGCUUGGAUGCUGGACCCGGACGGCGAAGGGACGUAUUUUGGGGCGAUAAAGUUGGGUAACUGAGAGUUAAACACGUGGGGAGCGGACAUGCUACUGAACAUUUGAUAUGCCAAAGAACCACUGUUAGUGAUUUAUGAUGUUGAUUUUUCAAAAGUGUGUUUUUUUUAUUGUUCAUGUGUCUUUUUACGUUGCUCUUCACCAAAUAGCCUUGGAGUCCUUUUUUUGCAAAAACUUAAGGAAUGGGUAGAAAUUGUCUUGCCGUCUCCUCAAAAACCAUGAGCCCCACAGCUCUCCAUCCAAACUAGCACUGGACUCUUUUUUUAGACUUUUCUUUGUGGUUGGUAUUGUGAAAUUUCAAUACAUUUCAGUUCAGAUUACAACAUUCAGACUUAAGCACAGACACGUGUUUAUGCACGAACUAAACAAACCAUAAGGGAGCAACUUAGGAAGCAAGUUUUUUGGCAAGGCGUGCAGCGAGAAAGGAUUUAUCAAUGUUGAUUGUUGGGCAAAAAAAAUAUCCAAAAAGAACAUUGCAUCUGAAAGAGCAUCUGCUUGUACUUAGCAGAUUAUCACAGAAUAAUAAUAAUGUCUCUGACCCGCAGCAGUGAAUGCACAAAUGUUUUCCUGAGAGGUUUUCUAAGUGUGAACAAAGCAGGCAAUGAGGCGUCCUCACAGUAAGUAACUCAACGGCGUGAUUGAAAAUAGACGCUUUGGCGGUGAGUUAUAUCACCCUCAAAAUCUCUAAGGCACCAUUUAAACUUAAAAUGCUAUGAAAGAUUUGCUUUGACAUUGUGUUUUUUUAAAGCAGCAGGAUCAACAUCACUUUCCUUGUGCUGUGUUCAGACGCCAUUCACGUUUUAAAGUCAUGUAAACCUUUGGACCCUGAGCAAAUUGGUUUGAUUCCUGUAGAAAAGAUAGGGAAAAGUAAAUGAGCAUAUAUAUAUAUAUAUAUGUAUAUAU